Messenger RNA from Oncorhynchus keta (chum salmon), 4341 nucleotides. RefSeq names its product integrin alpha-V-like. The record is from RefSeq and is a predicted model, not a curated record. Lineage: Eukaryota; Metazoa; Chordata; Actinopteri; Salmoniformes; Salmonidae. The coding region runs from base 359 to 3430 and encodes 1023 amino acids. Gene Ontology annotation, biological process: integrin-mediated signaling pathway; cell-matrix adhesion; cell-cell adhesion. Gene Ontology annotation, cellular component: integrin complex; external side of plasma membrane. The transcript is spliced from 29 exons. Gene Ontology annotation, molecular function: integrin binding.
UAAACACAACACAAAACGCGGGGGCUGUCGAGGUUGUAUAUUUUUUUUGUUUUACGUUGUACAGAGAUUUGUUACGUUGAAUCGCAUGAACUGUACGAUUGACGACACGAGUUGAUUCGAAUUGGACUCUUUUCCUUGUUGAUGCUGGUGAAGCAGUGAAACUGUUCAGCGGAAUUGGUUUACUGAACUGGCGCCGGAUAUAUGGAAAUGGAGUGUGGGAUCUCGGUGUAUCAUCAUUAGAACGACUACAAAAAAAGAGACAGGAGAACUCGUUGCAGUUGAGCCAAAAAAAACUAAAACACGCCACACGACCCCGUGUUUUUAAUAAGGCUACAGACUUGAAUCUUUAGCAGUCAGGAUGGAAAGACGUCGCAAACUUGGUUUAUCUUUGGCUUUGAUCCUGUCUUGUUUACAGUGGACAACCUCUUUCAAUCUGGAUAUUGACAAGCCCUAUGUAUUCUCUGGACCUAAAGGAAGUUAUUUUGGAUUUUCUGUGGAUUUUUUCCAGCCAAAUAAUAAGCAGUCAAACAUUCUUAUAGGAGCUCCCAGGGCCAACACCUCCUCAGCUUCCACAGUGGUGGAGCGAGGGGCAGUCUAUACCUGCCCAUGGCAGAAGAGUAGUGACUGUACCCAAGUACAGUUUGACAAUACUGAUGAUCGUGAAAAUAUAGACGGAGUCCAGAUGGAGUUCAAGUCCAACCAGUGGUUUGGAGCCACAGUACGGUCAGAUGGGGAACACAUCCUGGCCUGUGCUCCUCUCUACCAGUGGAGCACGUUCAGCUUAUCCGAGCGAGAGCCAGUUGGUACGUGUUUCCUGAAGAAAGGAGGAGAGGUGGUGGAGUAUUCUCCCUGUCGAUCUGAUGGUAACUCCCCAGAGAGGCAAGGAUUCUGUCAAGCUGGAUUCAGUAUUGACUUCGUCAAGAACAACAGGGUGGUUGUUGGAGGCCCUGGUAGUUUCUAUUGGCAAGGUAAUUUUGUUAAACUCAUUCAAAUGUUGUUUUUUUUACUUUCAGGUUACUCUGUGACCGUCGGAGACUUCAAUGAGGAUGGAGAAGAUGACUAUGUUACUGGGGUCCCCAGGGGAGACAAAGCUCUGGGCUACGUGAACAUCUUCAAUGGGAGGAACAUGGAGUCAAUGCUGAAUUUCACAGGAACCCAGAUGGCUGCCUACUUUGGCCAUUCAGUGGCAGCGACCGACCUCAAUAAUGAUGGGCUGGUGGAUCUGUUUGUAGGGGCCCCUCUGUUCAUGGACCGUGGUAGUGAUGGGAAGCUGAGGGAGGUGGGCCAGGUGUCUGUGUUCCUGGGGAAGGGAGGCUUCUCCUUCCACACACCCAUCACACUGAGUGGGACAGAGAUCUACUCGCGUUUCGGCAGUUCUAUCGCCACACUGGGGGACCUGGAUAUGGAUGGCUUCAACGACGUUGCCAUAGCUGCACCCUACGGCGGGCCGAAGCACAGGGGCCUAGUGUACAUCCACAAUGGGAGGGCUGCAGGGCCUGACCCAGUGCCUUCUCAGGUGCUAGUGGGGAGGUGGGCCUCCUCUUACAUGCCCCCCAGCUUUGGAUACUCCCUGCACGGAGCCACCGAUAUUGACCAGAAUGGAUACCCAGACUUAAUAGUGGGUGUAUUUGGUGCAGACAAAGCUGUUCUAUACAGGGCCCGGCCGGUCAUCAGUGUUAACGCCACCUUGGACAUCAGCCCUCAGAUCCUCAACCCACAGGAUAGGAACUGCAAACUGCUUGACCAUGACACACCGGUGUCCUGUUUCAAAGUGAAGUACUGUGUGAAGGCGAGUGGGAGAAGCGCCCCAGCCUCACUGAAGUUCCAGGUUGACCUGGUGUUGGACAAACACAAACACAAGGGGGCGACAAAGAGAGUUCUGUUCCUCCACGGCAAGACAUCCCGGUACACCAAGAACAUGACGGUCAGCAACGGCCGAGGACCAGCCUGCGAGGAGCAAGAAGCCUUUCUCAUAGACGACUCUGAGUUCCGGGAUAAGAUCACUCCCAUCUCUGUGUUCAUGGAGUUUAGUCUGGACUACCAGCAGGCUGCAGAUAAGACCGGCCUACUGCCCAUCCUGGACCAGUCUACGCCCACCAACAUCUCCAAACAGGCCCAUAUCCUACUGGACUGUGGAGAUGACAACAUCUGCAAGCCAGACCUCAAGCUGUCUGUAGUGAGUGACCAGAAGGAGAUCUACAUUGGAGACGAUAACCCCUUGACCCUGGAGGUGACCGCGGAGAACCGAGGAGAAGGGGCGUACGAGGCAGAGCUACAUGUCUUCAUUCCACCCCAGGCUGACUUCACCGGGGUCGUACGCAACAGUGAGACUCUGUCUAGAUUGUCCUGCGCCUACAAGAUAGAGAAUCAGACCAGGGUGGUGGUGUGUGACCUGGGGAACCCCAUGAAAGGAGGAACUAAAGUGCUGGCCGGACUACGUUUCAGCGUCCACCAGCUCUCAGAGCAGGACACGUCUGUGGAGUUUGACCUGCAGAUAAAGAGUUCCAACCAGUUCAACAACACCAGCAGUCGGGUCCUCAGCAUCACAAAGCUGGCUGUCCUUGCCAAGGUGGAUAUCAGAGGGGUGUCCGCCCCAGACCAGGUCUUCCUGCCUGUUGCCAACUGGCAGCCUAAAGAGAACCCUGUCGUAGGAGACGACAUCGGCCCACAGAUACUGCAUGUCUAUGAGUUGCGUAACAGAGGUCCCAGUACCUUCAGCAAGGCCAUGCUGGACAUCGAGUGGCCCUACAGGUUCAACAACGGCUCUCUGCUCUACAUCACUAAACUAGAGGUGGACGGAGAUGGAGGCAUGAACUGCAGUACAGACAUGGAGAUCAACCCACUCAAUGUCUCAAACCCUCUAUCUGGAGAGAAGAACAUCACCUCUCCAAGUGGAGGAGGAGACAGGACAGAGGGGAGGAACAGGAACCAUGUCCACCGCAGAGAGCUGGAGAGGAAGGAGAUGGAGGGAGACCUGGAAACUCUGGACUGUUCCAAGGUCCAGUGUCUGAAGAUCCGGUGCCAGGUGGGCCGUGUGGAGAGAGGUCAGAGUGCUAUCCUCUACAUCCACUCCAGGCUGGGGGUGGCCACCUUCCUCAAGACUGAGAGCCAGAACCGAUCGUUCACCGUGAGAUCCUCAGCUUCCUUCAGCGUCAUAGAGAUGCCUUAUAACAAGAACCUGUUGCCUGAGCUGCCCUCCAACACUACUACGGUGAGUAUGUCAGUGAUCUGGGUGAAAUCAGAACCUGAACCGGUCCCUUGGUGGGUGGUGACCUUGGCCCUGAUCGCUGGACUACUGCUACUGGCUCUGCUUAUCUUCGUCAUGUACAAGCUGGGUUUCUUCGAGCGUGUACGCCCCCCGCAGGAAGACAGCGCGGAGAAGGAGCAGCUGGCACCGCAGGAGAACGGUGACAGGAACACCGAUGCUUGAUAGGGCUCCCAACACACGACCCUGUGUAGCUGUCUGAAUAGGUUUCCCCGUGUAGUGCACUACUUUGGAACAGAGCGCUACGGGAUAGCACCAGUACACACUGUCCCAUCUACUCUUUAUAAUCAUACUCACACUGUACCCUGCAUCCUGAAGCCCCGUCGUCUACUACUCCUCUUGCAUAUACUUAAGACAACACAGCUGUAUGAGAUGGCUGGGAGGAGCAAACAAGUGAUUUGAUAUUUAAAAAAAAUGCUGAUGUAAAUCAUAUUUGAAAAGGACUCCCGAUCUUCUUCUGGUUAUUGGUCCUGCGUCUUUUAGUGCACUUGGGACUUUCAGUUUUAAAAUGAAUUGCUACAACAAUGUGAAUUUCGAGACUGCAAGGAAUCAAUUACAAUGCUGUACGGUCUUUGAAGACAAUAGUUAAUGAAAUGGUUUUUGAAUGGGCACUGCAAGGUGUGGAUAUGGACUUAUUGUUGAGAGUAUGUUAUGUUAUGCUUCUGCAAUUGAUGACAUCCCCCGGGGCAAUUUUCCACUCUACAGAUACAGGAUUAUACAAUUGUAUGUGCACGUCACUGUGUAUUAAAAGGAUGAAUUGACCCAUAUUGGGUAAUCAACGUGGAACUUAAAUUGUUUUUGUUUUUUGCAUUAGAGCACUAUAGUAUCUAAUUACCCAUCACCCACUGCUUCGUCUGUUUAUCUUAAAGCACGUUUUCAUGUUACAAUAAUGUCAUUUUACCAGACUUUUUUUUUUUUUUUUCAAAUUGAUUUCAAGUUGUUCCUUGUUCAUACUUUUGGGUGUUUAAAAAAAAAAAGACAAUAUUACUGAAAAUGAUGACAUAUUCCUUUCCCACAUAUCUGGUUGAGCUGACAACGUUUUGAUCUUUCCUGAAUUAAAUGUUUUAAAACCAUAA